AUGACGUCUUGCCUUGACGUUACAAGGCGUCCCGACGGAACUGUCUCCUAUCUUUGUCGAGUGUGCCACUCCAACUACAAGCACAAAAAGUCGCUAAACAAACACUGGAAAGACAAGCACUCCGACGUCCAGCGGCCCGACGGCGUCGAUCCGGCCGGCGACGAGGACGACGAUGAGGCGGAGCCUGAAGGCGACGCCGAUCUGGAGGCUGAGGUCGAGGGUGAAGCGGAGGCCGAGGCCGAGGCCGAGGGCAAGGAUGAUGCAGAAGGUGGGCUCGAGGGUGAUCAGGAGGCCGCUUCGCGGCUCAAAGUGGAGUCUGAUAACGCCGGAGGGCACGAAGAGGAUCCAGCUCGUCCAUUGGUCAGCCUCAGCCCCCUCGACAUGGGCCCUGCUGCCCCGUCGCGUCUCUUCUGCUCGCCCGGAGUCGGCACAGUCACCGGUCGACGCUUGUCGGCACCGUUGGCACGAUCGCCCCUUGUCGCUGCGCGCACCGUCGCCAGGCACUCGGUGCUUGCGCCGCCGGCCAGCCUCACCUCCCUCCGUCACAUGACUCGCCCGAAUCCCCUCCUCCCGCUCCGGCUGCCGGACAACGGCGCGCCGGCCUCCGCAAAGCGCACGCUUUCGCCGAGGUCAGAGGUCGACGAAGUCACCUCGCCGGACAAACUCGCCUCGCCCGACCUCCUCGAGGCGGCCACCACACCCACCACUACCGCUUACCACCACCCGGCCAAGCGGCGACACAGCCUCUUCCCUCCCGCCUCGGCCGACAUUUGUAUCCACCCUUUGCAGCACCAUCAGCAUCAGCAUCAGCACCAGCAUCAGCAUCAGCACCAUCAGCCUCAACAUCCGCAUCAGCAUCAGCAUCAGCACCAUCUACCUCAGCAUCAGCACCAUCUACCUCAGCAUCAGCACCAUCUACCUCAGCAUCAGCAUUCUAUGCACUCUCAUUUCACGAUUGCGUCUGGCCUGAAGAAUGAGGACGGACGAAACGGCUCUGACGACCGAGUCAAUCAGUGCCAGGGGAAAUGCGAAAACCCGGCUCCCGUCACCAGCAUCUCCGGCCUUCAAGCCUACUCCGGCCUGGACUCCCUACUGCCCAGCUCCUUGGUCGCCGUGGCGACAAGGUUGCUGGCUGGCAAGGCGUCCAAGUUGGAAUGCGAAGUGUCACCGGAGCGACAGCCCACGCCACUGGACCUGACGAUGACGGGCGUCGCGAAACUGGAUAGUUUGGAUCGUGCCGAGGUGCUGAUGCGUCCCGCCCCAGACGGCCGAGGCGUGUCUAGAACUCCGCCGGGCAGCAGUCCGGUGAACCCUCAGCUGCUGAAGAUCCUCCUGCAGACAGCCGUGAACACUUUGGAGGCCGAAAUUGCCGGCGAAGCGACGGAGCGGGCCGGGCUCCAGUUGUCCGGCGCCGCGGUCAGUCUGCUCCACACCGUCGGCAGCAUCCUCACCAGCCUGACGGGCGACACGCUC
Molecule: messenger RNA, 1473 nt
Organism: Protopolystoma xenopodis
Lineage: Eukaryota; Metazoa; Platyhelminthes; Monogenea; Polystomatidea; Polystomatidae
Source: the annotation of a GenBank genome assembly